Molecule: messenger RNA, 2079 nt
Organism: Symbiodinium pilosum
Lineage: Eukaryota; Dinophyceae; Suessiales; Symbiodiniaceae
Source: the annotation of a GenBank genome assembly
AUGAGGAGCAACAAGAGGAGUGUUCCCAAAGAGGUGGAUGCAAAGACGCUGAUGAACAGAAAGCUUCAGCAGCAUUUGGAGGAGAUGAAUGUUCCUGGAGAAGAGGAGAGAAUUGGUGACUUUGAGUCUAUUGAAACCCUGCUCGGCAACCAAAUGGAGGAGGUUUACAUGCAGCUGCAGCUCCACUACUCCACCGCGAUACGAUUGCUCGCUCACCGCGAUAGCAUGGCUCGCAGGUACCAGGAGGAGAUAGAGCGCCUCAAGUCGCAGCUGGAUGCCUUGAAGUCAGCAAGUGCCAAAGAGAAGGAGGCCAAGCAGAUGAAAAUCUUGAUAUCACAGGUCAAGCUGUACAAGGACAAGUACCUGGAACGUGACAAAACGGCCAGGGCCAUUGAGGUAGAGAACUACGAGUUGCGCGAGCAGCUCUCAGCUCUUCGAACCGUCGGAGUAUCCUAUGCCUACUCCCAGGCUGACUCGUCGAUGAUCAUCCGACCCAGCAGCCCGCACAGCCCUCCGAGCAAGCCCGAGCCACUCCCAUAUGCGGCCUAUGGAGCACCAGCAGGGCUUGGACCUAUUGGAGACCCUCUGGACAGGUUGGAGAAGGCCCAGCUGAGACUGGACAGCUGGGCCUCACAAAACCGCGCCUCCGUGAAGCGGAACCUUACAGGCCUCAUCAAUGUACAGGAUCUACCAACCAUGGAGCUGCCUGGGGAGAUCACAACUCGAGGUGCAUAUGGCCCAGCUCCUCCAAUAAUGCCAGAACUGGAGGAUGAGAAACCCAAAGAAGAAGAGGAUGAGCAGCAGGCGGAGGAAGAUGAGCCGCCAGAAACGGCUUACUACAUUCGCGCAUCCAAAAAUCGACUUCAAGAGGAGGAGACCGGACUUGGUUGGGUCAUGCAGAAGCUUCGCGGCUACAUGCAGGCCUUCUUCUUCCAAGGGGAGAGAGACAUGCAAGACACCUACUACAAAACCGGGCUGUGUCAGUUCAUUGCACGCAGCCAGAGCUUUGAGCACGCCACGAUGGCAGUCAUCGCAGCGAAUUCGGUGUGGUUAGGUGUGGACGUGACUUGGAAUGACCAGCUUCUCCUCAUCAACUCGGAGCCCGUCUUCAUCGUCAUGGAAAAUCUUUUCUGCACUUACUUCUUCCUUGAGAUCGUGAUCCGCUUUGGCGCUUUCCGGCGGAAGUGUAACGUCUUCCGUGAUUACUGGUUCGUAUUUGAUCUUGCUCUUGUGCUGGCGAUGAUUCUGGACACCUGGGUUCUUCUUGCUAUCAUGGCUGCAUCCGAUACAGAUGUUUCGGUCAUCAACUCCUCAUCUUUGCGGCUUCUGCGAAUCAUCAGAAUAAGCAGGCUUGCGCGAGUUGCUCGGAUCUUGCGAUCCGUGCCCGAGAUGAUGAUCCUCUUUCAGGGCAUGGGGGUGGCCUCUCGCUCUGUGAUCUGCACGGUGUCGCUGCUUGUGAUUUUGGUCUAUGUGUUUGCGUUGGUCUUCAUGCAGCUCCUCAGGGGCACAUCUGCGGGGGAUGCCUACUUUCCAUCGAUCGCCAAGGGAAUGUUUGCUCUCUUCUUCCACGGAUGCUUGGGAGAGCAGCUGCCAGACUUGGCAGCAGCUGUCUUCGAUGAAGGCAUAGAUGUCGGCCUCUUCUUGAUCAUCUUUGUCUUUCUGGGCCCUUUGACGGUCAUGAACAUGGUGGUGGCUGUCCUGGUUCAUGUAGUGAGUUCUGUAGCAACUCUGCAGCACAAGAACCAGCAGAAUGGUGUCAUCCGUGAGAGGAUAUACAACAUCUUGAAGAACCUGGACGGCGAUGAUGACGACGUGAUAACACAAGAGGAGUUCAGGAUGAUCCUGGACAGGAAAGAAGCCAUGGCUGUCUUCUUGGAAGUGGGGGUGGAUGUGAUCGCCAUCCUGAAGGACCCGGACAUCAUCUUCGGAGGUGAGGUGCGUCUGCCCAUCGAUGAGCUGCUGGAUGAGGUGAUCACCCUUCGGGGCAGCAACUUCACCACCGUCAAGGACCUGGUCCAGCUGAAGAACCAACUGGUGCGGGAGCUGCGAAGAUUUGGCCAGCGCAGGCAACUUCUCUAG